This is a messenger RNA of Arachis stenosperma, 1928 nucleotides long. RefSeq names its product beta-glucosidase 46-like. The coding region runs from base 110 to 1678 and encodes 522 amino acids. The transcript has 12 exons. Lineage: Eukaryota; Viridiplantae; Streptophyta; Magnoliopsida; Fabales; Fabaceae. The record is from RefSeq and is a predicted model, not a curated record. Gene Ontology annotation, biological process: carbohydrate metabolic process. Gene Ontology annotation, molecular function: beta-glucosidase activity.
GUCACCAAAAAAAAUCUUACCCGUUCUUGCUCUAUAGUUUAUAUAGCCUACUUGGUGUAUAUUAUCGAUGGUUGGCAUUUUACAAUUAAACACAAUAUAAUAGCAUGCAAUGGGGUUGUCCACAUUGAAGAAAAUUAUCCUCUACUGUGAGAUCCUGUUGCAUUUGCUUCCUUUUCUGCCAUGUUUCUCAAAUGGCUUCAGUCUACCCAGCAACUUUCUCUUCGGGAUAGGAUCUUCUUCAUACCAGUACGAAGGUGCUUACAUGAGCGAUGGCAAAGGACAGAGUAAUUGGGAUAACUUCACUCACGGACCAGGUAGAUAUGUAAUAAUCGAUGGGAGUAAUGGUGAUAUUGCCGUUGAUCAUUACCAUCGCUAUCUGGAGGAUAUAGAUUUAAUGGAGGCUUUGAAAGUGAACAGCUACAAGCUUUCUUUAUCUUGGUCAAGAAUUCUACCAAAGGGAAGGUUUGGAAAGGUCAAUAGGGCUGGUAUCAACUUCUAUAACACACUAAUUGAUGCUCUUCUUCUGAAAGGGAUCCAACCCUUUGUAGUACUAUCUCACUAUGAUAGUCCUCAAGAGCUGGAGGACAGAUAUGGAGGCUGGCUAAGUCCUCAAUCUCAAGAAGAUUUUGCCUUCUAUGCAGACCUAUGUUUUAGAAGCUUUGGUGACAGAGUCAAGUAUUGGGUCACCUUCAAUGAGCCAAACUACCUAGCCCCACUUGGUUACCGUUCCGGCGUAUAUCCGCCGUCCCGUUGCUCUGGCUCAUUGGCAAUGUUACCAUGCAAAGCAGGGGACUCAGAAAGGGAACCAUUCAUAGCAGCACAUAACAUUAUCCUUUCACAUGCUGCUGCUGUUGGUAUCUACAGAAGCAAAUAUCAAAGUGAACAAAAAGGAAUGAUUGGCAUAGUCCUUCAACAUGAAUGGUAUGAACCAAUCAGCAAUUCCACAGCAGACAAAUUGGCCACCGAAAGAGCAAGAUCAUUCUCCUUCAAUUGGUUCCUGGACCCAGUGAUAUUUGGAAAGUACCCAACAGAAAUGGAGAAUGUUCUUGGAAGCGUGUUACCCAAGUUUUCGAGCAAGGAAAUGGAGAAACUCAAGAAAGGAUUGGAUUUCGUUGGCCUCAAUUACUACACAGCUCACUAUAUCAAAGAUUGUAUAUAUUCCACGUGUAAACCGGGAGUAGGCACCUCCAGAACAGAAGGUUCAUACCAAAAAAGUGGAGACAAAAAUGGUGUCUCAAUUGGAGAACCUACACCAUUUAGUUGGCUCAAUAUUUACCCGGAAGGCAUGGAGAAAGCCAUUACAUAUGUCAGAAACAGAUACAACAAUAUUCCAAUGUUCAUCACUGAAAAUGGGUAUCCCGUACAAGAAGAUUCAAAUUCCACCAUGGAGGAACAACUUAACGAUUAUAAUAGAAUAAGGUGCAUGAGGAAUCAUUUUGAGGCCAUGUUAGAAGCAAUAAGGAAAGGAGCAGAUGUGAGGGGAUACUUUGCGUGGUCGUUGCUAGACAACUUUGAGUGGAUAUAUGGAUAUACAAUAAGAUAUGGACUUCAUCAUGUGGAUCAUAAUUCCUUGAAGAGGACUCCAAGAUUAUCAGCAACUUGGUAUAAGCAAUUUAUUGAAAUGCAUCAGUUGGAAUGGAAGUACAAUAAUAACACUAGCAAGGCUUUUGAGUUGUGAAAAGUAAUAAGGCCAGCCAUCUUAAGUUUAUUCAAGUGAGAAUACCACCACAUACAUGCCUUAAAUCUUGAGGUAAAUCAACAUAAGGCCAAAGGUUUAAUGGUGCUAGAAUUUUAUAACUCAGCACUUAUUUAAUUAUUGUUACAGUUUAUUUUAUUUGAUAGAGAACAAAGAUUAUAUAAGCAUCACUUGGAUAUAUAAUUCAACCAAUCGUAAAAUAUGUAUGUGCUAAUGGCAAAUCAAAUUUAAA